AUGCCGCGCUCGCCCUCCCCAGACCGCGAAAGGAGGCGCUCCGUCUCUCCCCGCCGCGACAGGUCUGAACGCGACCGCUCCCGUUCCCCGCCUGCAGCGAAGCCAUGGUCGCAGAAGCGCGCCAAGGAGCUGAGCUUCUACAAAAAGGGCAGCGGCGGAGGCGGGUACAGCAGCGGCCCAUCGCGGGGCACGACUAUCGGUGAUGUGGGCGAGGAAGAGUCGGCCAAGGAACGCGCUCAGCGUCGCGAGCGCGGAGAGGUGCCCAAGCGCUUUGGUGGCAGUCGCGAGCAGGGCGUGCGUAACACGAUGGGCAACGUUGUUGCCCCAGCUGCGAACAGCGCCGUCGGCUCGUUCAAGCGCAGCCACGAUCCCCUCGACCGUCUCGACCAGCGCAAGGAGCGGAGGGAGCGUGCAGACAGGGACGAUUCCGGCCGUGGCGGCGACCGCGAUAGGGAUUAUCGUCGCGACGACCGAGACCGCGGCGCGCGGGACUCGCGCGACUCGUACCGCCGCGAUGACCGGGACCGCCGGGAUCGCGAUGACCGCGACAGGCGCGACCGUGACGCCAUCCACCCCGACCGCCGAGCAGCCGCUGCUGGCAGCGGAAGCUCUGGCGGCGCUUCAAGCGUCCAGCAAGUCCCACCGCCAACGGUGCGUCCGGGGCGUUUCAUCGAGGUCACUGCCAACGACCGUAUGGGAAGGAAAGUCACCGUCAAGUGCCUCCCAACGGACACUGUUGGCGACCUGAAGAAGUUGAUCGGCGCGCAGACGGGUACCGACUACCGCAAGAUUGUUCUCAAGAAAUGGUACACUGCGUUCAAGGACCACAUCGCGCUGCAAGACUACGAGAUCAACGAUGGAAUGAGUCUGGAGAUGUACUAG
Molecule: messenger RNA, 882 nt
Organism: Apiotrichum porosum
Lineage: Eukaryota; Fungi; Basidiomycota; Tremellomycetes; Trichosporonales; Trichosporonaceae
Gene: HUB1
Product: ubiquitin-like modifier hub1
Exons: 4
Coding region: 1-882 (293 amino acids)
Biological process (GO): protein modification process; mRNA splicing, via spliceosome
Cellular component (GO): nucleus; cytoplasm
Molecular function (GO): protein tag activity; protein binding
Source: RefSeq, a predicted model, not a curated record